Molecule: messenger RNA, 8935 nt
Organism: Lymnaea stagnalis (great pond snail)
Lineage: Eukaryota; Metazoa; Mollusca; Gastropoda; Lymnaeidae
Source: the annotation of a GenBank genome assembly
CAAAAGAUUCAUGAAAAUGUAACUUUUCAACACGUAAAAUUUGUUAAAUUGUUGUAUUCCAACAAAAAGAUGGUAUUUUACUACCCAAAUUUCGCUUUGUUUCAUGUGCAUUGUGCUACUGCUGGCACUUGUAUUAGUAACUUAGUAAUUAUUAGUUAUUAGUAAUAUUAGUAUUAUGCUUAUUUUUUUUUACGAUCAGAUUCAGUGGAUAGUGUUGUCAACAGUCAACACUGUUGAUGCCAUUCAUUUUCAUUGAUGCAUUCAUUUUUUUUAGUUUAGUAUUUAUUGAGUAUUUAGUUUUUUGUACCUGCCACUGUGCCCAUCGGCAACAUUAUCAUGAAUUAUCCUUCGCCUGCCUUAGGAUGAAUUUUGCUUUUAUUUAUCAAUCCCCGAUUAUGCUUACCAAGUGCCUAGUAUUUUGCUCUGCCCAGCACAUAAUAUCAUGCAUUAGUCAUAAGGCACAUAAUUAUAUGAUAAUAUCAUGCAUAAGGCACAUUGAGCUAGGCUCAUAGCAAAAUAUUCCUAGGGCAGGGCGCUUUUCACCCUUCUCAUCAACACUGUCAACAGCCUUAGUUUUAUAUGGGCCUAUUUUGUUUAUUCUGCUUCUGCAAUGACUCCAGGAAAGACUGGAGUUUUUGAGGGCUCAAUUUGUUUUUGUGGCAAUGCACAGGGCAAUAAAUUCAACACUUUCUGAUUCUGCCCUUUUGCUGACAACACGCCAUUGUUAUCAGGCUACAACUGAAUCUAAAAAAAAUGUCAAAAUACCUCAUGAAUGUCCACAAUUGUGGUGCGUGGUAUGUAAAAAAAGCCACAACUGAAACAAGACAAAGGUGCAAUUGUAGAUCGUGGCUGGUCCUCCCGCAUAUGUGAGAGACACAAUCAAAGAACUAUGAUUAAUUUUGCACUGACCUUAAGCUUUGUUUCCCCAUUCGUAUGUAUGUAAAACAACAAACAAGGGUGAAAUUUAUGUAUAAUGAAGUAAUGUAUCAAUGAAAUUAAGCCUGAGUGAAUAACACACGAUCAUUGGUUAGUAUUUUUACAAAAUAUCAUAGAUUUAGUUCAGUUAAUAGGACUAUUCCAACUAUCUCUGCACUUUUAUAAAUUAUUGUAGGCUACAUGAUCCCAUUAUUUCUCUGAAUAAAAUACACAUUUUAAAUAAAUUGGAACCAUAGCAUUGUCUAAUGAAAUUAACAAGUAUCAAAGAAAUAAUUUUAAUAUAUUUAACUUAUUAUGUAAUACCCAGUAGUGUAUUAUUAAUAGAAAAAUGAAUGGAAGCUAUGCCCAAAUUGUAGCUCUGUAAGAACCACUCCAAAAUCUUUUUUGUUGAAAUGUUGAUUUAAGGGCCUACUUGCAACAAAUUUGUUAUACUAGGGUGAGAUAGUUUGAUAGGAUAUUUAAAAACAAAAUUAUUAUCAUCUCUCCAAGUUAAAAAAUAAUCAUACAGACACUUCAUUUUCAACUUUAAAAAUGUAUUUUAAAAUGACUUUCUAAAUUAACAAAACAAAAAAAACCAUUGCACCUAUUUGACAAUGAAAUAAUUUAUCCUGCAGCAUUGAUUUAGAUUAUUUUUUAACGUAAUAAUUUAAAUCAUCACUAUUUAAUUUAUUUUGAAAGAUAAGUGUGCUCUUUUAAAUGUAUUCUAUACUACCGUGGUAAUAUUGAUUUUACAUUAUCUAUUUUAGCAGGUAUAUUUCAGUGAAUAUAUAUAUCUACUUAAUAAUAAAGAAGUAACUGCAAUUGAAUCUGAACUAAAAAAAGAAUGCAGAAAUAUGAAAAACUUGAGAAAAUUGGAGAAGGUAAACUAUAUAUUAGUAUCUAGAUUAUUAGUAGAUAAUGCAUUCCAUAAAUGUUUAAUUGCUUAAUUAAAUAUUAUAAUGUUGUUGUUUUUUAUCUUCUAUAUAAAUGAUUUGAGCUCAAUUACCCUAAAGUUAAGAACUUUGGUGAAUAUCUUCCAUAAAAAUUGAGCUUAAUUUUUAUAUUUUAUCUGAGCUAAAGUGGAGAUAAUUUGUUAUAUUACAGUGUAACAUUCUUAUCUUCUCAUUAUAUAUAAUGAUAAUAUCUGCAUUCAUCUUUAACAUUUCUCACAGGCACUUAUGGUACAGUCUUCAAGGCAAAAAAUCGUGAAACUUUGGAAAUCGUUGCUCUGAAGCGUGUUCGACUUGAUGAUGAUGAUGAGGUAUACCUAAUCUAUACUUGUUUCAAGCAUUAACAAUUCAUUAACAUUUAUGAAUUUGGAAAGAGUGUACACACAACGCUCUUUAUCAUUCUUUCAUCAUUUACUCAAAAAAAUUUUACAACUAAAAAAUACAUUAAAAACAUCUAAAAAUAAGAAAAACAAACAAAAAUGGACAUGUUGAGGGGAAAAAAUACAAGUUGGAUGCCAAAACAGCCAUUCAAAAUCUUACAUAUAUCAAUAUUUUUACAAAUUUAAUAAAAUAAUUUAAUCAUUUAGAAUUUAAAGCUUAUAUCUGGUUAGCAUUUUCUGAUACCCUAAAGCCAAUCAGAUGAUUUUAUCCGUUUUAAAAUUGCUGAUGCCAAUUAAUUGUCAAUGCCACAUGGGUUGAUAAGCAAUCAUCUGUCGAUUUAACAGUGCAAACCUAAUCUAGACAUACCAUAUUGUUUGUUUCCAGGGAGUUCCGAGUUCUGCUCUUAGAGAAAUAUGUUUGCUGAAAGAGUUGAAGCACAAAAAUGUUGUGAGGUAUUAAAUACUGCUAAUUAAAUUAAUUUUUAAAAAUAAAUUUUGGCAUUGUGCUAAUAAUAGAGCAUAAUUUUAUCUUUAAUUGACGCUGUUUAUCAAAAGAAAAUAAAUAAAUAUCCUUUUUGAAAUACUUAAGCAAUCAAGUUAAUAAAAUAUGCGCCUUACUUAUUGAAUCAUGGAUUUAAAAAAUAAAAGAUUUCAUAUUUUUAAUUUUUAAAAUUCAGAUGUUUCAUUCAGUGUUUCCAAGAUGAUUAAAAAUAAUUGUUACUUUUUAAAAAAUUUAAUAUGCUAAAAUAAAUAUAAGGAAUAUAAGCCAAAAAAAUUUCCAUUAAAUUUAUAUCAAUAAAAGAGUGUUUAUCUUAAUUGAAAAAAAAAAAUAUUUGUGAUUAUACAGUUUUAUAAUGUUUAAGAUUACAUGAUGUGGUACAUAGUGAAAGGAAGCUUACUCUUGUCUUUGAAUACUGUGAUCAAGAUCUCAAGAAAUAUUUUGAUGCUUGUAAUGGAGAAAUUGAUCCUGAUGUUGUAAAGGUAAAGGUUACAUUGAUUUGUAUAUAAAUAAAUAUUUUAUUUAAAAUUCUUUUCCCUUUCUUUACCAUUGUAGGUGGAAGUUAACCAAAUGUUUGUUCUCAUUCUCUUAAAAAUAUUUUUACUCGUAUCCUGACCUUGAUUUCUUAAACAUCAUACAAAAUAAAUACACCCUAACACCUGCAUCAAAGUCAUACAGUUUCUUCCUAAUUAUUUUUUAAUAUUCUUUUUCAUUAGGACAAAUAAGAUUCAGUUAUUUACAGUUCCAGAUUUUUAGUUCUAUUUUAAAAAAUUUGAUUUCAGUCAUUCAUGUGUCAAUUAUUGAGAGGAAUAGCCUUUUGUCACAGUAACAAUGUUCUUCACAGAGAUCUCAAACCACAAAAUUUAUUAAUAAAUAAGGUGAGAUCUAUAUUAAAAAAUUUGUCAAGUCUAUUAAGGGUUUGAAUUUUGAAAUAUUUUGACAUCUCUUUAUUGUCUGGAGAUAAAAUAAUAAAUUUAAACAAAAUAAAACGUUUAUGUUAUAUGUGAUUCAAUGUGUAGAGUUCUAUGUCUAACAUAUAUUCGUUGAAGCAGUUUUUAAAAAAAAAUGAAUUUGCAUGUAAUUGUCGUUUUAUUCAAUUUAAUUGUUAAUGUGCAGUUGAGGAGUUAGUAAUGCGCUUGUUUUAUUUUUUUUUCUGAAUAAUCUUAUUAAAUAAUGUUCCACUUGCAAUUUAUUUAUAAGUUUAAGUAUUUCACUCAAUAAUGAUUGGACAAAUUAAAUAUGUGAAAGAGUCAUUUGUUGCUCAUGCUGCUUCUGUGUCUCCAUGUAUUAGAAUGGUGAACUGAAGUUGGCUGACUUUGGACUUGCAAGAGCAUUUGGAUUUCCUGUGAGGUUUUACUCCGCAGAGGUUAGUGGAUACGAGAAAACUAUCAUCAAGUUUUGUAAAUAUUUGACAGUAUGGCUGAGAGAGAUGGACAAUUCUUAUUUUUGUAUAGAACCAAAUACUAAACCCUUAAGUGCUGCAUGCCAGAGGGCAAAGUUUAUUAAUAGAGCAGGGGAGAAGAAAAAUUUACUGGUUUUUAAUGCUGAGGAUGAAAUGGAAUACAUGUUCUGUUAUGUUUUUUUGAGAUGGUCAGAAUUCAUCAGCCAGCAACCAUGGCUAUUAUUAAAUCAAAUAAUCACUCGUAAAGUCAAUAUUGUCUUUUAAAGGAAGAGAGGUUUUAUUAUAUUUUUAUGGCUGAUUUUUGCACUUGAGAAAUACUUAAAACGUCUUCGGUGUAAAUGGAUCUAGUUGUUUUCAAAAUCCGAAUGUUUAAUUAUAUGUUGAAAAGGAAUAUGUGCAAUGUAAUCAAAACUCAUUCCCUCAUCUUAUAUAAUGAUUUCCUCAUCUUAAUUCUAAGAAUACUGUGAAGGAAUCAUGUUACAAGUAUAGUGGUUGGGCGGCAUCUAGUUUGGGGAGGGGGAACAGUGACUGGUUUGAGGAAGUGGGAGGGAUGUGUUUGGUGCCAAGCUUUUGGUCAUAUCUGUAUAUUCUAGCAGUUUAACCAUGUAAAAUACAUUCUCAGCUUUGGGGCCAUACCUAAUGAGAUGAUAGUCUGGAUUUGCUCUGUCUCAUUUUCCAAAACCUUGUCUUCUAGCCAAUUGCAAUCUUGAUCUCAUCUCCAAAACAACUAAAAAGUUAUAUAUCUAAUAGUUUUUUUUUUAUAAUUAAUGUAUUUAAAUGGGUAGUUUAUAGAUUUUUUAAACACAAGUAUUUGUAAAUUUUUACAUUUUGAAACUGAAACUUGUGUUUUCAUUUAUAAUAAAAUCAUGUGGGAAAAGUUUCACAUUACAAAAUAUAUUGCAUGACCCUCUAAGAUGUUUUUAAAAUAUGAAUUAUCAGGUAGUCACAUUGUGGUAUCGCCCUCCAGAUGUUUUAUUUGGUGCAAAAAUGUACUCAACAUCCAUUGAUAUGUGGUCAGCAGGAUGCAUUUUUGCAGGUACAAUUUUAUUUCAUUACUUGAUUUAUGGUGUAAAACAAAUUAUUCAUUCCAGUUUUUCUAUCUCUCACCAACUUAUUUAUUUAUGGGGCAAAGGUUAUCUUUUUAUUGGGCAAUUAUUUUAACUUUAUUGAACCAAGUAAUCAUUUGUCUACAUAACAUCUGUUAUUUUUGUUUUAAUGUUCCAGAAUUAGCCAAUGCUGGAAGACCACUUUUUCCAGGAAAUGAUGAUGAUGACCAAUUAAAGAGAAUAUUUAAAUAUCCUUUGCAACUAUGACCAUUUAUUGUUUGUUAGCCAUCUAUUCUUCUUUCUUUCAAUUGAGUCCUAAAAAAAAAAGAUGCAAAUUAUGUCGAUGGCCUCGGCGUCGUGAUAACCCACGAUCGAGAUAUGGCGCAAUGACUAUAUAGUUUAGAUAAGGCAACACAUCUCCUUAUUACUAAAAUCUAUUUAGGGACUACUUUUUUUUUUUUUAAUUUGGCACAUAACUAUUUAAAUAAAGCUUUCCCUGACAAUGGUUUAAUGACUUUUGCACACUGCAUACUCUUAUCAAGGAAACUCUGACGUAGUACCAUGGCACAGCCAUUAUGUGAGUGACAGUGAAUGGCUGCCCAUGACAAUGUUUUCCACACGGCAAAUUAUGAUCAUUUAUAAUAUGGACUCUACUGGGUUUUUAAACCUCGAAUUUAAAAAAUUUAUUUAAAUUACUUCUAGCUUCAUUCUAAAAGAAAAGUCCUGUAUUUUGAGAAAUAAUUAUUUUUAAUUAUGAAAACUUGUUUACUUGUUGUUUGAUAUUUCUUCUUGUGGAGUUCAAAAGCCAGUGAUUUGUCAAGGGGAUCACUUAACCGAGGUUAAGUGGCAAAUUCGGCCGCCUUUUGUGCUUGAGAUAUCAGGGUUCGGCAACUUAAAAGAAUCGACAUAACGGAGAAAAUGCUAAGACAAAGAGAGACUUUGGCAGUUCCAGUUCAAAAACGUUAACAUAACAGGGUUGGCCAGUUAACCGAGGUCGAGAUAAGCAGGUCCACUGUAUUUCGUAUAAGCAAUUCUUCAUAUUAUUAGUGAGAAUGAAGUUGAUCCAUUUUUUGACAAAGUUUAAGUAGAAAUUCUGCAUGUGAAAAAUGUAAGCCAGGCUAAUUAAUUAUUAAACAGUGGAUAACCAAUAUUGGACAGGCAAUGGUCAAUUUACAUUCCAUAAGGUAUCUGACAUUUUAAAUGAAGAAGACAGUUAACUUAUGAAACAACAUCACCUAUUGUUACCUUAACCGAAGCUCCAGACUUUUAGGCACACCUACAGAGGACACCUGGCCAGGGCUUACUCAACUUCCUAAUUAUAGGGUAAUGUCUUAAGUUAAUAUGAAUUUAACAUUAAUACACUCAUAAAAAAAUAAGUUUUUCUUUUUUCCCAUCUCGACCUUAAAUGAUGCAAUUAAUAAUGAAAUCAUUAUCCUGAUCCAUUGACCUUUGGCCUCAACUAAAUACAAUGAUUGUAAGAUUUAUGUUUCAGUAAUUUUUUUGUAUUUUUUAAAUUUUCUUUUAGUGGUAGUCUCCCACCUGUAAAACAUUCUCUGCUAUAACAAAGUUUAAUUUUUGUCAUCAGAUUUUUACCAAAAAAAAAAAAAAAAAAAAAAAAAAAAAAAAAAAAAAAAAAAAAGAUCACAAUGAAUGAAAUAACCAAAGUCAUGAUGAUACAUGUGUUAAAUUAUCAUUAAUGUAUUCAAUUCUUAUUUAUUUCUGGUUAUACAAAUUCAUUUUAGUUUUAGCUUAUUUACAGGCUUCUAAAUAAAUCUAAAUAAGAAUUUUUUUUUAAAAGUGAUCAUUUAUACUGAGGUUUUUUAUACAAAUUCUAAUAGUCCUUUGAAACUAUUUCUAACAGUGACAUAAUAUAAUUGAAUUGUUGAAAAUCUUGAUGUCCUUUGGUGAGUGCUAAAUAACCAAAGAGUAUUUCUAACUCUAAUGUGACAAAUAUUUCUGUCCUCCAGCCUUUCCCUAUGUAUCAUGUGAGUACAACAUGGCAGCAAGUAGUCCCAAAACUGAACUCCAAAGGCAGGGAUCUCCUCCAGGUAUUAAUUACUCUUUAGCUCCAGAAAUGACUUUAGACAUAACUGCAUUUUGGUUGGUCUUAUCUAAGAAUGGAAUUCCUAAGAAAUUGUCUGUAUACCCAAAAGACAAAUAUGGUUGACACUUGGAUUUGUAUAAAGUAGUAAUAUCAAGUAUGUAAAAUUAUAAAUAAUAGUGUUAUUCUGAGGACAAAUGAGUCAAUGAUUCUUUGUUAAUGUUACUUAAUUUUUAAAAGUAUUUGACAUAUUUGUUAAAUUGUAAAACUUAAGAUCUGAUCCAACCUUCUCAUAACAGUGCCAAAUCCCAGUUCUUAACUUAAUUGUUUUUCCUCACAGAAACUGUUAGUCUGUUAUCCACCUGACCGGAUGUCUGCAGAAGACAGUCUCCAACACCCCUAUUUUGUUGAUGUCAACCCCAGUGUAAAGUAGUGAAUGCGCUGGAUUCUUGAUGAAGGCUGUGAACUGUAAGAAAUGUCACCAUUUUUCAAAAGUAAUGACCAAAUAAGAGAUAAAAAACAAAUUGAAUUUCAAGUGUAAAAUAGUUCAGUGUUUAUCAUAACGCAAUGAAUGUAAACCUUGGCAUUGAAGAGAGUGCAGAAUGUGCUUGAUUGCUACAAGAGCAAGGAGUUAAAACAGAUAUUUCUCCUUGCCAUGAUUGAAAAGUUAGUUUUAAAUUGUUGUGAAAGACCACUGUGUAUCUUGACCCUUUAGAUGAAAUUGAUAAAUUAAUGAAUACUUCUUUUUAGAUUAUUUAAUAUUUUAAUGUUUUCUGUUUUGAGUUGUUUUUAAAAUAUAUUUGCUCAGAACUUCUUAGAAAUAAAAAUGUUCUGGAAACAAUUAUUACUUACAAAAUUUUAUGCCACAAAUAUGUAAAAAAAACUUUUUUAAAAACUUUUUAAAAAACUUUUUCAGUUUAUUUAAGAAGAAUUGGUAACAAUGGAAUCUCUGUAUCUUUGAGUUGGUAUUACACCUUUUAUUUUAUAUUUUCUCAGUAGGGUAGAGUAGCAAACUGAAAUGCAAUAAUAAAGUUUGUUUUUUGGUCAUUCUGGGAGUGAAACAGAAGUGUAAAAUUAUGUUUUUCUUUUAAAAAUCAGUUUUGGGCCAUGACCAAACGGGGCCGGUGAAAUGGUUGGGAUACAAAAAAUUACAACACCCCCCCCAAAUCUAAAAGUAUGUUUGUCUUUUAAAAAUCCGUAUUGCCCUUGACCCAACUGUGGAUGAAUGUCAAGUCUGUUGAAGAUGUAUUAGAUGAGGCAUGCUGCAAAUGAACAUCUUGUAGCGAAGGUUUUGGGUUAUGCAAUGAUAAUUCAAGUGCUCUCAAUGUUGUGGCAAAGAGUUUUGCAAUGCUAUUAGUUCUAUAAAUAGCCUUGUAAAUGAUAAAUAUUUAAGUUAUUGAUUCAGAUUUACGCUAUCCAUUUUUCCUGUUCAAAUGCUAAUACAUUUUUUGUAAAUACAAUCACAUGUUGAAUGUUGUAAUAAAUGGUGUGCAGAACCAACAAUUGUUGCACUACAAUAGUCAAUGUUUUACUUCAUGAAAAGAAAUGUAAAAUGUUUUUGUUUUGAUUUUUUAUAUAUGUUUACUUUUAAUACUUUCAAGGACCAAUGAUUGCUGUUGGGUGUUCUUACCAAUUAUAAAGUUAAUUUCAGGCAGAUAAAAGAGAAAAAUAGUCACAUUAGUAUAUUAUAAAUAACCUUGAC